AUGGAACAAAACUCUGAGAAAAUAUGCAAUAUGAAGAUGAACACAGAGAAAACUGGAGGGAUAGUAGUGAUGAGCGAUGAUAUCAGGAACAUACGGCCAAAAUCUGUGGUGACGGAUCAAGAUUAUAAAAACCGUUUGAAUAGUGGUCAUAAAUCUAUCUUUAUUCUGCAGAGAAGAUUGGAUAUUGCUAUCAAGAAAUUCUGUUUCAUACUCAGCGAGAAUGAGGAACUGAGAGAAGAUAUAAAUCAUCUACUCAAUGGAAGGAGUCAUUUCAACUUCGUGUGGAAAAACCUACUGAAAGAUAUAAACGUUGAAGAGAGAGUGAUAACAGAAUGGAUAGAACGUGCUACGAUGGCAUACGAUCAACGGGAGGACUGGUGCUCUAAACUUGUUGCACUAAGAAAAAGAACUCAAAAUGACUUUUUUGGACAUUCAGAGGAAAUGCGGGACAUCCAGAGAAAACUCGAUAAUGACUUAACACUCCGAGAAUUUUUGAGUGUAAAAGGACAAAUACGAAUAUUGAAGGACUUGGAAGAUAAGGAACGGAAGAAGAAGGAGAACCAAGUACAGAAUGUGGAAAAUCAGUUGAUCAUCUACAUAAGCACUAUGGAACAAAUACAGGUAUAG
This is a messenger RNA of Phaedon cochleariae (mustard beetle), 627 nucleotides long. NCBI's taxonomy places the organism in Eukaryota, Metazoa, Arthropoda, Insecta, Coleoptera, Chrysomelidae. The record is from the annotation of a GenBank genome assembly.